Molecule: messenger RNA, 647 nt
Organism: Onthophagus taurus
Lineage: Eukaryota; Metazoa; Arthropoda; Insecta; Coleoptera; Scarabaeidae
Product: B2 protein-like
Biological process (GO): sensory perception of smell
Molecular function (GO): odorant binding
Source: RefSeq, a predicted model, not a curated record
UCACUAUAAAAGACUAUCAAACUCUUGCUUUACUUUAAACAUAUCUAAUACACACCUGCAGAUAUCGCAACCAAAAAAAAAAUGAAAUUCUUCAUUUUAAUCGUUUGUGCCUGUUUAAUUAUUGCAUCGGUUCAGUGUUUAACCGAAGAACAAAAAAAUAAAGUAAAAGGAUAUUUUAAAGAUUGCUUAGCUGCAACAGGUGCAAACGCGGAAGCAAUUCAAAAAAGUCGUCAAGGUGAAUUUGUAGAUGAUCCCAAAGUGGCCGAAUUCGUAUUUUGUUUCUUUAAAAAGGUUGGAUUUAUGAAUGAAAGUGGUGACUUGCAAGAAACUGUUAUAAAAGCAAAAAUAUCCGGGGAUUUAACAGCUGAAGAAAUAAAAACGGUCAUCGGUAAAUGCAACGGUCAAACUGGAAAAGACAAUAAUGAAAAAGCGUAUAACAUUUAUAAAUGUUAUUGGAACUCUACUCCGAAUCACAUUAGUUUAACAAGUUAAAGAGUAAAUCUAUAAAUAAAAAUCUGAUUAUUAUUAAAAUUGGCGUUUAUGAUAACCUUGAAGAAACCUUAUUAUUUAACCGGCUUAAGUUUAUAUAACUUAAGCAACCACUAAUGAUAUUGUAUUUUAUAAGAAAUAAAUACAGUAACAAAGGA